UCAUUCUCCCUCUCUGCCCCCUAAAUUCUUUCCAACAUCCCAUUUCCUAAUUCCCUUCUGCCAAAAUCUUCUUCACUCGAAAAUGACUUAGCUCCAUAACUCCUCAGUCCACCGCCUGCCUGCUCAGUACUCAACCCAUAUACCAAACCCAAUAAAGAUUGAAUUUUUACUUCACAAUUAAGCUAUGGAAAAUGUGACCAUCAAGAUAGAAGAAGAGGAAGAGGGCUUCGUCUUUCCAUUCAGUGAAGGCGGAAGCACUGGUGCUGCUGCUGGUUCAUCUUCUUCACCGAGGCCAAUGGAGGGCUUGCAUGACAUGGGACCACCACCGUUCUUGACCAAGACAUUUGAUAUGGUGGAAGAUCCUUCAACUGAUUCAGUAAUCUCGUGGAGUAAAGCUAGAAAUAGCUUCGUUGUUUGGGAUUCCCAUAAGUUUUCCACUUCUCUGCUUCCCAAGUACUUCAAGCACAGUAAUUUCUCAAGCUUCGUCCGCCAGCUUAAUACCUAUGGUUUCAGAAAAGUGGAUCCCGAUCGAUGGGAAUUUGCAAAUGAGUGUUUCCUUGGGGGGCAGAAACAUCUCCUGAAGACCAUCAGGAGGAGAAGGAAUGUCAUACCAAGCAUUACCCAACAAGAAGGAGGCGGUCCUUGUGUUGAAUUAGGGCACUAUGACUUGGAAGAAGAAAUUGAAAGACUUAAGAGCGACAGAAACUCGUUGAUGGCCGAAGUCUUUAAACUUAAACAACAACAGCAGACUGCAAGGGACCAUGUCAUGGCGAUGGACGAAAGACUUAAGGGUACGGAGAAAAAACAACAGCAGACAAUGAGUUUCCUAGCCAGAGCUUUUAGUAAUCCGACUUUUCUCCAGCCAUAUGUGGAUAGACAUCGACAGAGACAAGAACAACAGCGAAUUCAGAUUGGGCAUAAGAGGAGGCUGACAAUGACCCCCAGUGUGGAGAACCUGCAAGAAGUGGCAUCAAUCGCUGCGGAUGCUGAUCAACUUCUCAAUGACUCAGGCGGAGAGCAAGAACUGGUGAAUAUGCAAAGAGAGAUGGAGACUUUGCUAUUUACUGCAGCAUUGGAUGACGAACCAAGCAGUAUUGUAAACUUGAAUUCACCGUCAAUUCCUACUAGUGCUGCCAAUGUCGAUCCAGUUGCUGAACACAUCUGGGAGGAAUUGCUUACUGGAGAUCUUGUUACUGAAAAUGAAGCAGAAGUUGUGUUGUUGGGAGAUCAACCAGAGGCUGAUGUGGAGGUUGAGGAUUUGGUUGCUGAAACACCUGAGUGGGGUGAGGGUUUCAGUGACCUUGUCGAUCAAAUGGGAUAUCUUAUCGCCAAGCCUGACGAUACAAGCAAAUGAGGCUAAAUGAUUCUCUGAUGUCCUUGACACACAUUCCUGUCUGAGAUUAAGUAUGCCUCAAAAAUUUCGACUGGCCUUUUUCUGCUGUUCUGCAGCAGCUAAUGCCUAAUGCUUUUUUACCGUAUAGGCGGGAGGUGAUGGUUGCAUGGAGGCCAAUCAACUGAUCCUGCUUUUCUGUAUCCUUUUAGUAUCUCAUGGAAAAUAUUUGUAUUCUAGAGUUUCUUAAAGUCUAGAAAGUUUUCCUCUUUUUGACUAGUCUACAUCUUUUGGUGCGUUUUGCAGAUGCAGAUGCUUAGAGAAUGUCACGAGGGAGUCACCUCCAUCAUUCUUUACCGUGUCUUUUGCUCUUCUUGUCCCGUCUCAUUUUGUAUGUUGUUGACUUGUAGUAUCAAGUUCAGAUUUCUUUUGUGUAUGUAUAAAGGAAAACUAACCUGGCUUCACACAGUAGCUGUAAAAUCUUGGAGGCUGGACUCUGACCGGAGAGGUGGCACAACCUAUUCGAUGUUGCAGAAGGUCGAAGCAGAAUGCAGGGUUAUUGUGAAGCUUCUCGAUCUCCACCUGUGAAAAGGGAAGUCCCAAGUCUGUUACAUUACGCGUUGAGGAUUGCAGCUGCUUGCUUAACCUUGACAGGAGUGCAAAGUUAACAUUUUUGCUCCAUUUAUAUUUAGCCAACAAAAGAAGAUGGAAACGUUUAAUCAGGGUACCAGCAGCAUUAAUCUUGGAUUCAAGAAUUCUUUAGCGGUUUUACUCUUUUUCCUUUUUCGUGAUUUCUCCAGCUGAUUCUUUUUGUAUUUUUGUUGGUGGCAGUCUGAAUUGACUUUGGUGGUUGCUUGGUAUUGCAGUUUUAUAGUGGUGCCCUUCUUUUACUUAAUUGUGAUCAGAAACAGUUGUUCUUUAGAGUUCAUUGGAUGCUAAAACUUGAUGUUUCCAUUUAUGUCAUGAUGAUCCUCUCCAUAGCAGAAUGCGAAAAUCUAGAAAGAUUGUGCAUCAGAUUGAGUCCCUUUCAACAUAAUGAGUGAUUUGACAUGGUAAUUACCCAUAACGAAGGAUAGAGAUUGAAGCACAGUUUUGGCAAUGGCAGGGAUUUCAAAGCUGGUAUCAGAUGCGUGUUCAGAUGAGAGGAUAAAUAGACAAAAAGGAGAGGUUUAUAUUUGACGAAUACCCUCGUCUCAUCCCUCUCAAAAGCAUGUAGACGACAAGGAAUAUGACGGGCCAGAAUUUGCAGAUGCUGUGAAUUGUGAUCCUGAGUAAAAGACAAUUUUGACAUAAAGGAAUCACGCAUGAUACCAAUAUCCAAUCCCAAUCUAAGUGAGCAUAUUCUUGUAGGCUUAGCCAACUAAUGUCCAAACACAACACAACUCUCAGAACUUUUCUAAUCUCACCAAUGGCUAUUGGCUUCAAGGAUCCAAGAAGUAAUUAAAUCUCAAUAUUGAAGACCAACAGAUGUCAAAUUCCCAGGAAAUUAACCGACUAUUUCUUUAUGCAGAAGAAGAGAAACGAAAAUAUGCAGAUCUUCAAAACAAGAGGGUCAACCACAAAA
This is a messenger RNA of Coffea arabica (coffee), 2894 nucleotides long. The record is from RefSeq and is a predicted model, not a curated record. NCBI's taxonomy places the organism in Eukaryota, Viridiplantae, Streptophyta, Magnoliopsida, Gentianales, Rubiaceae.